AUGAAAUUCGUGGAAGAUGCACAGGUCUUGCACGGAGUCAAAGCGAAGGACGACUGGAUUAGCUUCCUGCCUCCCAAGAGUGUACGACGCACAGAUCUCCAGAGCUUCUUGAACUCAGAUCAUGCCGCGCUGGACGUUUCAACUGCGUCACGGAGCCGAAAUGAGGAGUUCCUGUUUGGAACGCCGACGAAGUCAAAGUUCCAGCUGUUGCCAUGGAAGACAAAACUUCCAGAAUCCAUGAUGCAGGGCCUUGCUGUGGCCAGUGGUGUGGUUGGAGCCGCCUUGCCAGCCGUUUGGUCUGUGGUGCAGCCCGCGGUAGAUCCUUUCAGUGAUGAGAAGGAAGGGGACAAGGAGACUGGCUGGUGCAAAUUUGUUCCUCGCGCGCUAAGUCGCUUGGUGGGGCUGGGACACAGGUACUUUGUUUGCGAUGUUCCGUUGAGAACAUGGCUCGCAGCCGGCGGCCUGAUGCUGGGCUUCCCGCUGACAGAUGCCGUGCAUCGCGUUGCGACCCGGGGAAACCCCAGGUUCAAAGUGGUACGCUUCACCAUCAACAAGAUCCGAGGUGCCGCAGACCCGGAGAACUUCCAGCUGGACAGUGUGGUGUUGUUGAACCGUUCCUUGGCGAAAAUGUUGAAGAAUUUCCGCGCGGUCGGCACACGCGGAGGUGCGUCCUCCGAGCCAUGUUUGGAUGGUUUGUUCAAGCCCAUUUGGGGCACACUGGCCACAGGUGCAAAGGAUGAACACCAGCUUGUGCUGACACCAGAGGAAAUCCGCAAGUUCCAGGCAGGUGGACUAGCCUUGAAGCAGUACGCAGUCAAACCUGAACAGAGUCAGAGCUUUUCCGAUGGACUUUUGAUUGCCAAAGGGAUUUACUCUCAGCUGUUGCAGAUGCCACCCACAGAUGAUGCCCCUGGACUUUGGCGUCACUUGCAUGUCCUUGAGGUUUCCUUGCUCAAUGGUGUUCCGUUGCAUCUCAGGUGGGGUCAUGAACAAAGGUUGAACCUGUGCGCAGCUGGACAGAUGGCAGCACCUUUGCAUUCGAUUUGGAUUGCCUCGGCACUUGCCAGACAUGUGCAAUUGCUCUUCACCAAUGACAUGCCCCUUGAACCCACCAAGUUGCUCAAUGACUUGAAACAUGAAGUGUUACUUCAGAGUAAGCAGUUGUACCCUGAUGUGCCGUCCACACCAACCAUGCCCACCAUGUGCACUGUCGUGAUCAAUGAACCGGGCUUACCAGAAUGGACGUUGUCAUUCCAUUCUGCGGCCAAAGUUCAAGACUUGGUCCAAGCACACUGCCGUUUGCAUGGGGUCGCCAUUGACGAUGUUUGGGUCAAAGAUCCGGACGACAAGCUUGUCUCGCAUGACACCAGCCUUGCCGAGCUGGUGAGACUCACCAUUGGAUGUACAGCAGCCAUGUUUGUCCAACAUCAACCGGAUGCCAUCCUUCUUGCAGCCCCCUUGUGUGAGGAUGAUUUUGAAGACCCAGAAGUUUUGCCAGCCUUGGCCACUCAGGUUGAUGAUCCCAAUGAUCAUGACGCAAUCAUGGAUUUCACAGAUGACGUGCCAGCACCACAUGAUGCAUCCGUUGCCAACCGCCCGUCCAAUGUCCAAGAUAACACGGUCGUAGGCCUAGGUAAUCUUGAUGCACAUCAGCUUGUUGCCCAAUUGCCACCCCUGGUGUUGGACUUGGAUUUAUGCUCCACCAUGCGAGAACCUCUCCUGACAGCUGCAGCGAGACUUCACUUGUUGGACAGACAAGGUGGGGUGUGGGCAGAUGAUGAGGUCUGGUGGCAAAUGCAAGCUCUUGGACCACUCACACGUCACACCAAAGUUGCAAUGCUUGACCCUUUGCUUGCUACCACUUGGCUCGCUGCCCAAAAUGUUGAGUCGGUGCGUCACUGGAUUGAUGUCCAGCCUGACUUUGAUCGAAUUGCCACUGUUGUUUUGCACCAAGGUCACUGGACUCCUUGCGUGUGGGUGAAGAAGCUUUGUGAGUUGGAGGUUCACUUGUGGGAACAUGAAUCGGUAGAUGUGGAAGCCUUGAACCCCUUGCAUGGACUCAUGUGCCAAGCCUUGCAAGUUCCCAUGUUUCAAACAUCUUGCACACGACGUCAGUUUGGCCUUCAGAAUUGUGGUGCAGCAUCCAUUGCCUUUCUUCAGUUCAAGCUCCAUGGAUUGAACCUGCCGGUUGAUGAUGCCCACCUUGCCUUUGCAGCUCAGAGCCUUCGUGAAGAUUUCCGCAUGUCACAUGAUGGAUUUACUCACAUGCCUAGGCCAUGGUGUUGGGGUGCGGGUGUCCCUGAAGUCCUUGGAAUCACAGCCACGAUCCUUCAACAGCAUGGUGUUCCCCAAAGUGCUUCAACUUCCCGAGCCAAGUUGCUGAUGCAGAGCCUAGGACGCCAGUUGACUGGUAAGGGCUUAGCAUUGCUGGUGCUUAAUGGGCCUGAUGAACUUGUCACCAAUUUGCCAUGGUCAUCGAUCAGGUUUGCUGCCAAAUGUGCGGUGAAUCAACAACCGGUCCUACUGUCUGGCCAUUUAGUUCAGCUUGGAGGGCAAAGCAUUGGUCCGUACUUCCGAUCUGACGGACAUGCAGUUGCUGAUGUACCGGUGGCCUGUGCCCGGCUCACUGUUUUUGCAGAUCAAGUGCCACAAGACUGGGACACCUUCUCAGCACAUCCGUUUAAGCAUUUGCUUGCCAUGCUCCCACCGCUGCAGUCAUGUCGCAAUGAGGAGUGCCAAUGUGACAAGUGGCAUGUGGAUCAGAUGUCGCAAGUUCAUGAUGUGCUGUUAGAUGUGUUCAAAAGACAGUUCUUCACUGAGGCCGGCAGACCGACCAAACCGCAGUCUGCAAAUCACUUCAGCGUGCACAUCCGGUAUCUUAAGUCCCAAGAACUUGCCCUGUUGCGCCUGUCAGGAACUCAUGGAAUUUAUGUCGAGCCCAGGUUGCCAGACUCAACUUCCCCAUCAGAUGAGUUCCAAGUUGUAUGGUUGCCACAGGCCACGUUUGCAACUGCUCAGCACCAAGCCCAGUGCGAGCCUUUGUGCAUUGGUUUAGCCAGGUCUGGUCGACGUUUUGGCCUAAGGGUUGCCGCAAAGCAGUUUCAACAGCUGUUCCAGAAACUCAAGCCUGAAGGACAGUUCCUAUCUCCGGGAACACGUCAGCUGUGGCACUGCGGCCCGUGGCCUUAUGGUAGUGAUCGCAAGUCUCUUGGCAAGGUUUUCACGGAAUGGAGUUGGCAGGUGGUGAUUUCCAAAUGUGACUCCCUGCGAGAUGGCAUGAUGACUACUGGUUCUGUAGUAGGGCCCCAAAGCACAGUGGACUUGUGUGCAGCCACGUCCAGCACUGACCCUUGGCUGGUACGUGACCCAUGGCAGCAAGCCAUUCAGCAGAUGCCUAAGCAGCAGAGCCCAGAUGUUGCCUCUCAUUUGCAGGAGAUGGAGGAUCGGAUGACUCAGCACAUCCUUGACAAGUUGCCGCAGGGCAUGGAGACCGACGAAACCGAAAAUCGUCUCCAGCUCCUUGAGCACCAGUUACACCAACUGGCCACGCGCCACCAAUCCUUGGAGAACACCGUCACCGAACACCACCGCCAGAACUCGGCCCAGGUCCAGACUCUCCAAGCUCAGAUGAUGUCCCAAAUGGAAGUUCAAAGCACCCAGAUGGCCCGUAUGUUCAAGGACCAGAUGACGAAGCUGGAGACCAUCCUUUCAAAGAAGGGCCGAUACCAUGAGUGA
This is a messenger RNA of Cladocopium goreaui, 3735 nucleotides long. Lineage: Eukaryota; Dinophyceae; Suessiales; Symbiodiniaceae. The record is from the annotation of a GenBank genome assembly.